UCAGCCUCCCUCGUGGGCCGAGUGUCAGAUGAGAGAGGUGAGGGACAACCGAGCCCAGGUCUUUGGCAAGUGAAUGGCGUGUCCAUCACGGAUAUCCCGGGGGCGGCUGACGAAGCAGGACUGGGUUCAUCCCUGGAUUGCUCCGAGGCCGCGAAAGCACUUGGUGGGCACGCAGAGAGCGGCAUACAAUUUCCACUACAGCUGCCAGCGGUGAACGAAAAGGCGCCGCUGCGCUGCAGCUCCCUUCUCCGGUGAUGGCAGCCCCCAAGGUGGCCGUGGUCGGCGCAGGAGUCGUCGGGCUGUCCACGGCGCUGUGCAUCGUGGAGACCUUCCCCACCUGCUCCCUCGCUGUCGUUGCAGAGCGCUUCACCCCCAGCACGACGAGUGAUGUGGCAGCGGGGAUGCUCAUCCCUCACACCACCCCAGACAUACCAAUCCACGUGCAGAAGCAGCGGUUCAAAGAGACGUUCACCUACCUGUUUGCCAUCAGCAAUUCGGCAGAGGCGUCAGAGGCUGGCAUUCACCUCGUGUCCGGCUGGCAGGUGUUUAAGAGCACUCCCAAGGAAGAGUUACCGUUCUGGUCUGACGUCGUCCUGGGAUUUCGACCUAUGUCCGAAGCCGAACUCCAGAAAUUCCCACAGCACGUGUGUGGUCAGGCCUUUACGACGCUGAAAUGCAACUGCCCACCCUACCUACUGUGGCUGGAGAAAAGGUUGAAAGCAAAAGGUGUCCAGAUGUAUACCAGGAAAGUCACAAACUUAUGGGAGCUGCACAGCGAAUAUAACAUCGUUGUCAACUGUGCGGGCAUUGGUGCCCACCAGCUCGUGGGGGACCAGAAGCUGUUUCCUGUCAGGGGCCAAGUACUCGAGGUUCAUGCUCCUUGGGUGAAAAACUUUAUCCGGGAUGGGGAUGGCUUAACUUACAUCUACCCAGGGAUACACAGUGUAACCCUAGGGGGAACCAGGGAAAGGGAAAACUGGAGCCUCUCCCCUGAUCCCAGCUCUACCAAAGAUAUCUUUGACAGAUGCUGUUCCCUUGAGCCCUCACUUCAGCAAGCUCGGGAUAUAAAGGUGAAGGUGGGCCUGAGGCCAUCCCGAGCGUGCGUGAGACUGGAGAGAGAGGUCUUGAGCCAAGGAGGAGCAAAGCUCCUGGUGGUCCACAACUAUGGCCACGGGUCAGGUGGCUUUUCGAUGCACAGGGGCACAGCCAAAGAGACUGCCCAUUUGGUAGGGGAGUGCAUUGCCGCCCUGCAAGACUCCUCAUCGAGGGCCAAGCUUUGAACUUCAGAGGUUUCUUUUCCAUUAAUGAUAAGCUAAUACUGCAUCCCCUAGUAGCAUCUUUGGACCUCUGGAUGGAAGAAACCUAAGCUAACAGCUAGCGCCAUUGCAGGCGCCUGGUGGUAUCUCACCCGGCUUACAGGUGGCACUCUAAGAAGGUGUGAUGGGUUGAUCCAACCAUUAGCACAGCUGCCUGUCUCCUCCGUCUAGUAUUGCUCUUGCCUCAGUGAUUUCUCCUAGGUUUGUGCUGAGAAGGAUGAGAGAUAAUAAAUGUCCAUAUAGCAGGAAUCAUAUUGCUGAAGUAUAAUAUAAAUGAUAUAAAUGUGCCAUUUGUUCAUCUGCAUCUAAAUUGUAUUGGAUGAACUAGAUUCAGAUUCAGCAAAACUAAUUUUCUACUACUGUACUAAAUCUAAUCUAAUAUUGCCCUUGUUCCUGCCAUCUUGCUAACAAACUUUUAUCAUUUUCUAUACAAUCUACAGGGAAAUGAAAACCCCACAUAGUGCUGCAUUGCAGUGCUCUAGGUCAGCUCUUACAAAAAACGUUAGGUCACUGUCACGUGCAGUGACCACACAAGCAUGAUUUUAAGAGCAGGUUUAUGAGACUGAUCACUGCAUUCACUAAUGUUACACUUCAGGAGGAAACACAAGGCUUCUGGGAGAGGAAGUUGCCCUGUAUGAGCUAUAGUUUUGUGUAUCUUUUCUCAUGCCAGCUUGCAAAUCACUUUUUUCCUGAACCUUUGAGACCUUGCUCUCUUUAUUUUUUUGUUUUUUUUUCCCAUGUACCACCUCAAAAGCAGCUUUGACAUGGCCUGUCUCCUGCGGAAGAGGAUUUUUCAGGGCAGGCUUAGGCGUGUAUCCUUUCCUGGCUGCUUCUCAUCAGCACUUGUAACAUGUAACUUGUAACUCCUUUUCUUGCAACGACUGAUAUGAUUAACCAGUGACAAACCAACAUGGAUCUUAACACCAAUUUCAGUUACAUAAGAGAGAGAAAAAACAUUUAAGUCAAGCUAAACACUAUAAAGACAAAUUUUUCUGAAAUGGGAUGUGAGUGAACUCAUCUCUCAUGAUGAAGCCAAACUUCUGACUGCCACGUAAGGGCUGAGCUGAACUUUCCACUUUCCACAGUUCAAGCCCUUGGAUGUGUCUGAAGAUAUUCACUGCCCAGAAUUAGAGCUUACUGUCAAAGUACAGGAUGAAUGUCUGACUGUUAGGGAUUAACUGCUCAUUAGAUCUUAAAUGACUCAUUUAAGAGAAUUAGCAUCCAUUUUUGACUGGCUUUUGUCCGUACAAUUACAAAACAAAUCAAAACCUUUCAAGAAUUCAUGUGAUUAAAAUUAACUGAUAAAUAAAAGUCUAAUA
This is a messenger RNA of Rhea pennata, 2635 nucleotides long. It is a transcript of the gene DDO, whose product is annotated as D-aspartate oxidase. Bases 255 to 1280 code for a protein of 341 amino acids. Gene Ontology annotation, molecular function: FAD binding; D-aspartate oxidase activity. Gene Ontology annotation, cellular component: cytoplasm. NCBI's taxonomy places the organism in Eukaryota, Metazoa, Chordata, Aves, Rheiformes, Rheidae. Gene Ontology annotation, biological process: L-aspartate catabolic process; D-amino acid catabolic process. The record is from RefSeq and is a predicted model, not a curated record. The transcript is spliced from 5 exons.